GGCCGCGCCCAGUUUUUCAGCAAGGGAUCAGCCCUGCUGUAACUAAUGUAGUAGUAGUCAUCAAGGAAGUUGCCCCACUUUGGAUUUCUUUUUCUCCCUCUCCAACAUUUCCUUCAAGUUGUUAUUGUUGCUGUCGUUGAAUUCCUUAUCACGCCAGCGACAAAAUGUCUUUUAUCCCCGGACAGCCGAUGACUGCUGUUGUGCAAAGGAUUGAGAUCCAGAAGUUACGACAGGGAGACAAUCUCAUCUUGGGUUUCAGCAUCGGAGGAGGGAUCGACCAGGAUCCUGGUCAGAACCCCUUCUCAGAGGACAAGAGUGAUAAAGGCAUCUAUGUGACCAGAAUAACACCAAACGGACCAGCAGACAUGGCCGGCCUGAUGAUGGGAGACAAAAUUAUGCAGGUAAACGGUUGGGACAUGACCAUGGUGACUCACGACCAGGCGCGUAAAAGACUAACCAAGAAGAAAGAGGACGUGGUGCGGCUUCUGGUCACCAGAAAGUCACUGGAGGACGCUGUGAAAAAUUCAAUGGGGGGCCAGCACAUCCGGAAGCCGCACUGAGGCCUUCCUGCCACCACCAAAUAGCACAAGCGAUCACACGGAUGGCCCGUUUUGAGUCCCUUCAUUCCAUCAAGUCACUGGACAAGAGGAAGAUGUAUUUUUAUUCCACACCCACUCCCCAAAAAAAAAGCCAAAACACUGCGAAUGCACAUAUUUUUGUAGCAUUGAAGAAGAGAGAUACAUUUUUGGUACACACAACGCACCAUUUUGAACCGACUCUGAAUGAAAUCUCUAUCUUACCAGCGUUAUUUUGUACCCGCAUGUGUGAUUUUUAUUCUAAUUAAUACCAGGGAUGGGUUAGUAUCAAUACCGGCCUUAUUUCAAGGUAUUAGGUACUCGUAAAGGUUGCCGAUACCAGCCACAGAUAACGUCAACAUUUGUUUUUUUGCAUUGAGUAGGUCCCCUUUGCCAGUAGUUGGGUCUACACAUGCGGCUGUUUGACACACAAAGCAAAUCAUCAUUUGUUUUGGUUUCUCCAACUCUUGUUUUACUUCUUUCUACGCCUUUUCGAUCUACUUUUAUUUUAGAAUGUACUGUUAUGUCACUUUCAUUUUUGCCUGUUCAUUUCUUACGUCAUUUUCACACAUUGAAAUUAAGGAAUUCAUCGUGUGUCAAAAGGACAUCCGUGUAUGUGUUAAUUGAAAUUGUAUUAUUUGUCUAGUCGUAGCAGUAUCGGUACAUGGUAUCGGUAAGUCCUUGAGUGAAUACACCUUACUGGUAUCGGUCUGAAAAAAAAAAGUGGUAUCAAACAUCCCUAAUUAAUAGCUUUUAUUACUUUGGUUGUAGGUAUCUGUAAUGAAGUGCUCACAAAUUCUUCACCACUGCAAAUGACAACCACAAUAAUAAAUGAAAUGAAUACA
Messenger RNA from Hippocampus comes (tiger tail seahorse), 1420 nucleotides. RefSeq names its product Tax1 (human T-cell leukemia virus type I) binding protein 3 (gene tax1bp3). Gene Ontology annotation, biological process: cell-cell adhesion; receptor localization to synapse; receptor clustering. NCBI's taxonomy places the organism in Eukaryota, Metazoa, Chordata, Actinopteri, Syngnathiformes, Syngnathidae. Bases 165 to 560 code for a protein of 131 amino acids. The record is from RefSeq and is a predicted model, not a curated record. Gene Ontology annotation, cellular component: cell junction; basolateral plasma membrane. The transcript is spliced from 4 exons. Gene Ontology annotation, molecular function: protein kinase binding.